Nicotiana attenuata is the source of this 402-nucleotide messenger RNA. RefSeq lists its product as uncharacterized. NCBI's taxonomy places the organism in Eukaryota, Viridiplantae, Streptophyta, Magnoliopsida, Solanales, Solanaceae. Bases 1 to 402 code for a protein of 133 amino acids. The record is from RefSeq and is a predicted model, not a curated record. The transcript has 2 exons. Gene Ontology annotation, molecular function: nucleic acid binding.
AUGGGUGGUUCUUGCCUCAGCCGGUCCAAAUCUCUCUUUGUUAAGCCAAGGUACAUAGAAGAAGAAGAUGAGGCCUUCACGGCCGAAGAAAUUAAGGAUAUUUGUGGAGCGAUAAGGAAAAUGUUAUAUGAGGCUCAUAUGGUCCAGCCGGGUGAAGGCUCAAGCACCGCUGAGUUGCCUUUUGCAUUGUUGGGAUACCACGCCACUGUGCGCACAUCGGUUGGGGCAACACCCUAUCUAUUGGUUUAUGGCAUUGAAGUCGUAAUACCCGCAGAAGUUGAAAUUCCCUCUCUUCGAAUCAUCGUUAAAGCAGAGAUUGAGGACAACGAAUGGGUUAAGACCCGUCUAGAACAGUUAACCCUGAUUGAUGAAAAGCGGAUGGCCGCUGUUUGCCACGGGUAG